Leptonychotes weddellii (Weddell seal) is the source of this 7740-nucleotide messenger RNA. The record is from RefSeq and is a predicted model, not a curated record. NCBI's taxonomy places the organism in Eukaryota, Metazoa, Chordata, Mammalia, Carnivora, Phocidae.
UAUUUAAGGCUCGCACCCGCGAGGCUGCGGAGAUACUUCGGGCAGCCGCGACUUAAGCCUGGCCACUCGAAUUUGCUCUUUGGGUUAUUUCGUUUUCCUCUCUCCCUUCUCCCCCUUUUAGCAUCCCUUUUGCGCUGCGCUCUCGCGGUCUCUCUCAGCCUUUCUGCCUGGAACUGAAUCUAGGUGGCAAACAGGUCGGCGUGCGGAAAAACACUGAAUAGGUAGAAAUAAGGCAAACUAACAGAGACGCAACAGGUCGGGUGCUCGGUGGCGAGGGCGAGCGGCGGCCCCUCGCUGCGCCUCUCGCGCUGUUCCUCGGACCCUGGGCGGCAGCUCUCGAGGACCCCUUCCGAGGUGUCCGUCUUCUGAGGGGCCAGGAGGGCCAGCCGGGAGGGUUUCAUUCCGGUUUUUACCUUUUUGCCACCAGUCCUCGGGACUGAGGGUGCUUUUCACUCCCAGCUGGGCGGAGAGAAGAAAGCGGAGAGGAUGGUCCACGGCUGCUGGUCUCGGCGCUGAGGAAAGCGGAGCUCCAUCUCCGCGCCCCGGCUCCAUCUCCGCCAAAUAGUUGUGCAGCCACCCAGACUGAACUUUGGAGGAAUCGUCCCCUUUCUUUCCUUUCAAGAUUCUUGGAAGUGGUAGAGAGUGGGAGGCGAAGCCGAGGCAACUGAUCCCUCCACGAUGCUGGUGAAGAAGCAUGCAGGGAAAGGUGGGGGUCGGGAACCAGGCUCUGAGGACCAGAGCCCCGCCGGGCAGCGUUGUGCCUGGACCGUGCCCCCGUGCACCGCCCUGGCGGCCCUUCUGUCAGUGGUGGCUGUGAUGUCUUGUCUGUACCUGGGGGUGAAAACCAACGACCUCCAGGCGAGGAUCGCUGCUCUGGAAUCCGCAAAAGGGGACCCUUCCAUCCAUUUGCUUCCCGAUGGCCUGGAUCAGCUCAAAGCAAUGGUGCAAGAGAAAGUGGAGCGACUUCUGGCUCAGAAAUCCUACGAACAUAUGGCUAAAAUAAGAAUUGCGAGAGAAGCACCUUCAGAGUGCAACUGCCCAGCAGGCCCUCCAGGGAAACGAGGUAAGAGGGGCCGAAGAGGAGAAUCUGGUCCUCCCGGUCAACCUGGUCCUCACGGCCCUCCUGGUCCAAAAGGUGAUAAGGGAGAACAAGGUGAUCAGGGACCUCGGGGUCUACCAGGCUUCCCCACAGUUGCUGCUCUGCACAGUAAUCAGAUCCUCACCGUCAAGGGUGACCAAGGACAGGCUGGGCCUCCAGGACCCCCAGGGCCCCCUGGCCCAAGAGGGCCUCCAGGGGACACAGGGAAAGAUGGCCCCCGUGGAAUGCCAGGAGUGCCCGGUGAACCAGGGAAACCAGGAGAACAAGGCUUGAUGGGUCCUCUGGGGCCUCCAGGACAAAAGGGUUCUGUUGGAGUACCUGGAAUUCCAGGGGUGAAUGGUCAAAAGGGUGAGCCCGGGUUGCCUGGAACAGUAGGACAAAACGGAAUACCAGGGCCAAAGGGAGAACCUGGAGAUCAAGGCGAAAAGGGAGAAGCUGGAGAGAAUGGCCCCAAAGGUGACACAGGCGAAAAGGGUGACCCUGGAUCAUCUGCUGCAGGAAUUAAGGGGGAACCUGGAGAAUCUGGUCGUCCAGGGCAAAAGGGUGAACCAGGGCUUCCUGGGCUUCCUGGACUUCCGGGGAUAAAGGGAGAACCAGGUUUCAUUGGUCCUCAAGGAGAACCAGGUUUACCAGGGUUACCAGGAACAAAGGGUGAACGUGGGGUGGCAGGGCCUCCUGGAAGAGGUGAGCGAGGGGAGCCUGGAGCCCCUGGACCAAAGGGAGAACCAGGAUCUCCAGGAAUCCCAGGAGUUGAUGGAGAGCAGGGACUUAAAGGCUCAAAGGGAGACGUGGGGGACCCAGGUAUGCCAGGUGAAAAAGGAGGAAUUGGACUUCCUGGAUUACCGGGUGCCAAUGGAAUGAAAGGAGAAAAAGGAGACUCCGGAUUGCCAGGUCCUCAGGGUCCUUCUAUCAUAGGCCCACCAGGCCCACCAGGCCCCCAUGGCCCACCAGGCCCCAUGGGACCCCAUGGACUUCCUGGACCAAAGGGUGAACCAGGGUUAAAUGGUGUUAAAGGAUUGAAGGGUGAACCAGGUCAAAAGGGUGACAGAGGACCCCUUGGUCUUCCAGGAGCAUCUGGCUUAGACGGAAAGCCAGGAUCCCGGGGUACAGAUGGCCCUAUGGGACCCCAUGGCCCCGCAGGUCCCAAAGGAGAAAGAGGUGAAAAAGGAGCUGUGGGAGAACCCGGACCCAGAGGACCCUACGGUCUGCCUGGCUUCCCUGGUCCACGAGGCGAGAAGGGUGAUGUAGGAGAAAAGGGAGAAAAGGGAUUCCGUGGCGUUAAGGGGGAAAAAGGGGAGCCAGGCCAGCCUGGCCUGGAUGGGCUGGAUGCCCCUUGCCAAUUGGGGCCAGAUGGAUUACCCAUGCCCGGCUGUUGGCAAAAGUGAGGAAUCUAACCUUCCGAGCAUGAAGUUGUAUAUAUAAGGGUCCACUUUUUAUAUUUAGAGUUGAAAAUCGAAUUGCAGAUUUUACAAGUCUGAGAUAUGUUUACAUAUAGCUGCUUCUUCCUGUUUGCAGUAGUACACAUGUCCAUCUUUUCUCCACUUACAUCUGAAAUUGGGCAAUAUGUGAAACCAGUGAGAAGCCUGCAAAAAAAAUAUAAAUCAGUAUCUCUUUAUCUUAUGUGAAGAUAUGUAUUUAAAUGGACACAUCAGUGAUACAGAAUGAUUGUUCUUGCUCUUUUCUGACUUUGGGCUUGUUAAUUGCAUGGACAAAAAGUGCCAUGAAAUAGUUUACAUGAAAUUGUGACCAAAUAUGGACUCAAAACUAUGAAAAUGUACUAUACAAACUAACUGAUUUUAAAGUUUAUCAUCGCAUCCCUACUCACCUUCACUGUUAGCAUUGAUUUGUGCCCACACCACCCACUGAAACUGACUAAAAAAGCAUGACCGUGUGCCAAGCCUGCUUGUCAUUCAGAUGCUAGCAUGCCGCUUAAUGAGUCCUUUGAUCACAUCUGAGCUUUUAUUUCUUUUGUCAUCUCAAGGGGGUUACACCAUGGCUUAUUGCCAAAAAGAGAUAAGGUGGCGGAGCGCAUACACACAAAUGGUCUUGUAUUUUGAGGGAGUUGCAGUCCCAACUGCAGACCUCCAACUUCCAGUAUUGCGGGCUCACAUGGCCACCUUGGUUGAAAUAUCAAGGGGUUGAGCUGGUUGCCGCCACUAUUUUUCCCUGGGCUGCCCUUGACAGUGAAGAUAAGGGAAGAGGACUGGUUCGGCAUCCUGCACUGUCUCUCCUGUGACCAAGUAGGAAAGAGGUUUACACAUGCGGGCACCCAGAACAACAGACUUUAAAAAAAAAACAAAACUGUAUUCCAACAAGUGUUAAUAUGGGUGCUUUUGGAAACUGACAGGGGCAUAUAGCACUUCUUUUGGGUAGGAGAUUCUUGGAAUGGCAGCCCCUGUUCCACAGACAAAGGAUGCGUACAUCCCACCAAAGAGAAGGGGUACCACUCCUGAGAAUAGGUCGGCUGAAAUAUCCUCUUCUGAAAUUGUAGGGGAGCUCACCCUACAACCUCUAUUGAAGCUGAUGCUCUCCUUCCUUCCAAGAUCCAACCCAUUUCAAACAUUUUCUACAAAGUUCUAGAAACAGAAAGAUAUUUUUCAUUCUUUUUUUAUGCUUUUCUUUUCUAGUCCCGGGGAAUAUUAAGAAAAGAUUUGUUUCAGUUUUUGUCACAUUUGUUUUGAACAAUUUUUUUUAAAGUCUUCAAAUCCUAAUAACUUGGUAGCAAUAGUCAAGAUGACUUUUUACAAACUUCUCUCUUGUUCUGAAUAAUCGAAGAGACUAUAAAAGAAACUCCACUCUCAGUUCAAAGUUAAGCAAUUUCUUGAGUACUUUUUGACUUUUUUUUCAUAUGAUGACUGUAACUUACAUAGUGAUCAUCAGUUAAGUCAAGAUUUGGUCACAUUUGAUAGUAUUAACUCUUUUCUAUUUCUUAUCAUUCUAUUUAGAUCUAAGUUUUGUCCAUAUUUAGAUUUCUUUAUCUUUUUUUACAUUUCUAAAUGUUUGUCUUAUGCACAGACCAAAUCUGUGUGUCAGAAAGCUGUGAAAUAUAGUUGCCAUAGAGUAUUUUUUCAUCUAUUUGCUCAAAACUUACUUAAUUGUAUUAGACUGAGCAUUUCUUUGCACAGUAAAGAGUUGGUAAUGUUUUGAAAUGCUUAUUCUGAGUGGAAGGGUUACAUUAGGAGAAACACCAUCAAAGAGGAGUAGUCUCUCUUUCAGCCCAUAGGACAAUAUACUUUCUCUCCUGACUUAAUGCCAUUUUGUGGGAAAAUUUCUAGUUCCAUUCAUAAAUUUUCACCAUUAGAGGGGAAAUUAGCUCAUCACUGGCUUGUGGUGACAACAGUUAAGAUAUGACUAUAAGACAAAGAUCCUAAGAUGCUUGUGAUCUCUUUCAUAUUGUUUAACCAAAUGUUCAAUUAUACAAAAUGCCUUCUUUUUAUUUCUAAUAAGUUUUUGAGAUUGGAAAGAUGUCCAAAUUAUUAGAUCAAUCUAAUUGGUAACAUUUCUAGUAACAUUCCACACUUGAAGCCAGUUCAGCAUUUUUAAAAUGAUAGAGAGCCUUCCUUUUCCAACCAUCUCUUGUUUCACAUGGUUAGGAAAAAGUAUUGUUCAAUGUCUGAAACAAUUUGUCUUACAUGGUUUGGAAACAUGAACCAAAGCAGGUAGAACUACUGUCUCUUCAGGAAAACAAACAGCAGUGUCUUGAAAAAAAUCUGGUGGCUAUAUUUCUUUCUAUCUUUCUUUCUACUCCUCUAGUAGAAAGAGGUAUUGAGAUGAAUCACUAUUGAAAACUUGCGCAACUUCAAAACAAAAUACCUCAACAUCAAAGAGAAACACUUUAUACACACACACAAAAAUUUUUUUGAACAUAGCCCUUUACGAAUACUCUUCUGUCCUAUGUGUAUACUGGGUUUUUUGCUCUACAACUGAUACGACAACAUUGAUUUUUAUUCUAUGAGCAAAGGAAGCUGUAGACUCCUGUUACAUUUAUUUCCUUGGGAAAAACAAAGAGAUGAUAGUACUUCUCUUUGUUCAGUGGAAUUAUUAGGUCUUAACCACCAUGGAUAAUCUUAAACUUUUGGUUACUAAAAUAUUUCCAGCCAUCUAUUUUGUCAUCAAUAUAGAGAAUCCUCAAAUAAUUGCUGAAUGAACUAAUAACUUAUGUCUGCUGCUAUAUGUGUUGGCAGAUAUCUGUUUUUCUUCAAGAUUUCAACCCUUAAUUUGUAUUAUUGGGUAGAGGAUUGAGAAAAAAAUACAUGAAAGACACAUUGGAAAUAAGUCAAGAGCUACUUCUAUUUCUGAUAAGCAUCUUUUAAGGAUGCCAAAUUGGUAUGUGUUUUAGCUUUACAAUUGUUUUCCAUUCAUGUUGGUGCUAAUGCAUUUUUUUUCUUUAUGAACAAUGCAACUCUACUAUGGAUAAUUUCAUUUUUCUGCUUAAUAGCAUUCCUAAACUGUUAGUGUGUGAUUUUAUUUUUCAAGUUCAUGAAUUUGCUAUAAUAUGGUUCAAUGACCAGUCUUUCCUAAUGUAAAACAAAACAGUGUACCUAUAGAUGAUGUGUGUUUACUUGGAUCAUGGAUCCUUUUAUUUCAUGUUCAUUUCAUGUACCAUAUGCCUUUAUCAACUUUCUUCCUCAUAUUUUAGCUUAUUUCAUUUGAUUAAGUCUGACAAAACCAAUGUUAGAGAAGUCUAACACAUCCAUAGAGUACCUGACACACAAAUAUGCCCCAAUUUUUUUUUCUAGCUUUCAUUUUCAUUAUGAGAAGUUGUCUUGGAGGAUUUUUCUUUCUUGUUUGAUUUUAUAGAAAACAUAAGAAUAUCUAGGAUUUCUACCAAAAACAAAAAAGUCUGUUCUUGAAUUUACUUUCUGUGCAUGAUGUUCUGAUGGGACAGUAAGAACGUAUGCAUCUGUAGUUCAUGUUACAGGUCCUCUGUCUACAAUGCAUACAUAUAUCUGCUAGUUUGGAAAAUGGUCAGAACAGCGUUCAAGACCUAUGGAAAAAUUGUCCAGUAUCUUAUGUUUUUAUCACUUAAAAAGUGUGCUUAAUUUUCCAAUUUUUUUUUAUGUUACUAUUGUACCAUAAAAAGCUAAUACUGCUUUUCAUCCUUUUUUUUUUUUUUUUGGCACUAUAUAUAUUAUCUUACCCAGAAAUAAGUUAUGCUUGAAUGGUGGGUGGUGUUUUAAUCUUUUAAUAAGCAAUCAUAGGAACAUGCAAAGAUUGAUAUUUGAAAUCUUGUUUUUCUCUUUCUUCAUAACGAAGUUACAUUAAUAAUUAAUGUUACUAAAGUGAACUUUUUAAAUUUCUACCAAAACAAACAAAAAAAACUCUGCUGUCUCUGAAAAAUCAAGUCCAUAGCAAUCUAAUCUUAUGUUCUCAAAAAUAAUAAUUAAGAAUAAGCACAUAUGAUUCUGGCAAUUAAAAAAUCAUUUCUAGUGGAAUUAACAUACCUAAAAUUAUUUUAAAAUGUGAGGACCUUCCAUCCCUACUUUUUCCCACUUUUUGGAUAUAUUUUCAUAUUGGCUAGAUUUACUUUAUGCCAUAGCAGAGAUAAGCUUCCAACUUAAACUUUUGGUGGAUUUUGUUUUGCUAAUCCAAUACUGAAACAUUUUAAUGGCAUUUCUGAUUUUUUAAAUGUGUUUAAUGCAUAAGAUUCCCUAUGCUGCUUUAUUGACAGAACUGUCCUUGGGGGAAUAGGAAGACUUUUUCAACCUGACCUGUUAUGUUUGAUUUAUCAAUAAAUUACUAACAUUUCUCAAAAUGUGGUAGAUAUUCUCACGUAUUUUAGAAAUAUUAAUAAAUUGGAUUCACAAAAGAAUGUCUUACCUAUUGUUGACAUUUAUGUGAAUAUUCUUUAUACUGUUGUAAAUGUUUCAUGCAACCUAAUAACAUUUUAAAAAGAUGUAUGUAUCUGAUUUUCCAUUAGAAAAUAUUAUAUUUUUAUUUGUAUUUUUUACAUUUUAAAGUUCAUCUCUACGUGCAGCUAUUUUUAUAUUGCCAAAAAAUCACAUAAAUACAAAAUGAGGAAAAUGAAAAAAAAAAAUUUGGCAAGCAUUACACUGCAUAUUUUUCUUAACGUUUUGUGGGCCAGUCUCAUGUAAUUGAUUAUUCUAAGAAUGUGUUGUGUCUUAUCACUGUAAAUAUGGCACAAACCUGAUUUUCUCAAUAGUGUACAUAAUUGAAAGAUUGAAUUCUCCCUGUUUGACUUCUUAUUUCAAUUUCGUUAUAAUUUCUCCAGCUGACAGUGCUGAAUCAAAAGACGUGCGGUUUUUGAUGUGCAGUUUGGAGAUAUUUGCAUUGUGUUCAGUUUCUAAUUUGUUUUUAUUUGCUUUUUUAACUUGUUUUCAGGGUUCCUAGUUUGUGAGAAGUUGAUCUUCAGAAUUAUUUUUACACUAUUUAUGACUUAUUUUCAUAAUGUAAAAAGUGUGUAAUUAUUACAAUAUUAAUCCAAACUAUGGUAAUGAAUUGUAUUGUUAUAAAGCUUUAUUGAUGUUCAUGAACACCUGGGCCUGUUUUCUCUGAUUUAAACACAGUCCAUAAAAAAUUUUGUUCUAUUCUUCUACCAUCCUGUAAUGUCACUGUUCAACUUAGUGCACAUAACUAGCUAUGGUGAUUUUCUAUUAAAACAACAACAAUUACAACAACAA